This is a messenger RNA of Juglans microcarpa x Juglans regia, 609 nucleotides long. RefSeq lists its product as uncharacterized. The record is from RefSeq and is a predicted model, not a curated record. Lineage: Eukaryota; Viridiplantae; Streptophyta; Magnoliopsida; Fagales; Juglandaceae. The coding region runs from base 1 to 609 and encodes 202 amino acids. The transcript has a single exon.
AUGGCAUCGAAGUGGAGUGCUUUUUCUUGGUGUAAUGGGCAAUAUGGCCUUGCUCGUUCUUGGGCAAGAUUGGACCGUGUUCUAAUGGAUGCCUCUUUUCUUUCGGUAUUUCCUAAUGCUAUUUGUUCUUAUCUUCCACGAUCUACUUCGGAUCAUGCACCUAUGUUUAUAGAGUUCAAGCAAGACCCUUUCUCUUAUGGUCCAGCCCCUUUUCGUUUCCAACAGAUGUGGGUGCAACACAAAAAUUUUAUGGAUUGUGUUCGGCAAGCUUGGUCAUCUCGGGAGGGUGGUUCAGCCAUUCAGAAUUUGGUUGUGAAGUUAAAACAGACUAAGGCCGCCUUGCGGGAUUGGGAUAAAAGGGUCUUCGGUCAUAUGUUGGGCCAAAUUAUUGAUCUUCAAAAUCAGAGUGAGGAGAUUGAACUUCAGUCUCAAUUAAACUGGGAUGAAAAUCUAGAUAGAGAAUUACAGGUGGCAAAUGUGAAAUUGGCUACUUGGUGGCGUCGGGGAGAAAUUCAACUGAAUCAAAUGGCAAAGCUAAAGUGGGCGGUGGAUAGUGACCAGAGCUCCAAAUUUUUUCAUGAUUGCCUAGCCAUGAAACGACGUAAGUAG